Asterias rubens (European starfish) is the source of this 3255-nucleotide messenger RNA. RefSeq names its product hyalin-like. Lineage: Eukaryota; Metazoa; Echinodermata; Asteroidea; Forcipulatida; Asteriidae. The transcript is spliced from 13 exons. The record is from RefSeq and is a predicted model, not a curated record. Gene Ontology annotation, molecular function: protein binding. Bases 685 to 3255 code for a protein of 856 amino acids.
AGACAGUCUGACAGUACAUGCCCCCCCAAGUUUUUUUUUUUACAACUGUUUUGAUUAGGUGUGCAUGAAAAACGUGUCUUGCAUUCAUCAAUAAAUUCAACAGAACAGUUGGAAGUCUGUAUACAUAAUUUAAUAUUGUCUCUCCUUUUUACUCAUUAUAAAUAAAUUGUUCAUAUUUAGUUGAGGUUUCUGAUGCGUAAGAGACCACACAGUGCAACCUAUAGGGUAUUGAUAAAAUGUUUCAGAAAAAAAUGAAUAAAUACUUUUCACAUUCAACACAUGGUUUUGUUUAGCCACCGAUAAGGUCUUGGGUAUAUUUUGUAAGAGAUUUUGAGAAAGAAAAGCCUCAAUUAAUUAAUAAUGUCCUUUUAGCGCACGUUGAUAUGGAUGAUGCCAUGUUUGCUGAUGUUUAACACCCAUAAAUUUUUAGGUCACGGUCUACUAAAAAUAUAACCUUAUGAAUGAAUAUUUUUUUCUGCAAAGGUUACUUUUUUAAAGAAAUGAGAUUUAACCACAUGCUAGUGAGUAUGUUUUGCCUUCAUUCAUUAGUGUUUUAUUUACUUCAAGGAUGGGGCAAAACAUCUAAGUGAUUUUUACAUGAUUGUUGUUAAGAACAUUAAAUGGAACUUUUUCAUCUUUUUCUUUUUAUAGAUUAGUGUGUGGUAGAAUAUUCGAGCAGUUACAAUGUCGAGACAAACACGCAGUAAACACUCAGAGCAUGAUGAUCUUGCGGUUCUUGUUGUUAACGACCCUCAAACUGGGUUUGUUAUUAGACCAUCACCGGGAAAAGGUUUAGGUACAUUCGCAACAGAAAAUAUUCCAGCUGGGAAACCCUUGUAUAUUUACGGUGGAGACAUCAUUUCUAAACAAGAGGGAGAAAGAAGGGAGAAAAGCAGUGAAAGCGUUUUCCGGUAUUUCUUCAUGUUCAAAGGAAAGCAAUUAUGUUCAGAUGCCACAACACCAUCCAAAUUCAUAUUGGGUCGCAUGACAAAUCAUGGUGUGAAAAGACAGCAAAAUGCCAAGAUGAAAGUGAUUGACUUUCAUGGUCCACAACUUAUGAUGUAUUCAAUCAGGACAUUAAAGGCAGGGGAAGAAGUCCUCUACGACUAUGGGGUUAAUGAUCUUCCAUGGCUUCAAAGAAAAUCUGGUGAAGCCAUUCCACUAAAUGUCAGCUUCCCUGAAGACAUCAGUGUGACUGUUCCCUUUGGCACUCCAAACACAACAGUAACCUGGGCUGAGCCAACAACAAAUGACACUUUGGGAACUGUCAUCUUAAGCAAGACAAUAGAAUCUGGAAGCUCCUUCCCAACUGGACAGACAACAGCAGUGACUUACACCUUCACUCGUCCAACUGGAAAUUCAUUCACACGAACUUUCCAAGUAACAGUGGUUGAACUGACAGACAGAACUGAUCCUUUUGUCACUAGCUUCCCUGAAGACAUCAGUGUGACUGUUCCCUUUGGCACUCCAAACACAACAGUGACCUGGGCUGAGCCAACAACAAAUGACAAUUUGGGAACUGUCAUCUCAAGCAAGACAAUAGAAUCUGGAAGCCCCUUCCCAACUGGACAGACAACAGCAGUGACUUACACCUUCACUAAUUCUACAGGAAAUUCAGUCAAGAAAACCUUCCAAGUUACAGUGGUUGAACUAACUGAUACAGUAUUACCUCAGGUGACAGCUUUCCCAGAGGAUGUCUCUGUUACCAUUCCAUUUGGAAAAUCUGAUGUGUCUGUAGUUUGGCCAAAUCCAACAGUGUCCAACAACUCGGGACCAGUCAUAAUUAACUCAGACAGGCAACCGGGAAGUUUCUUUUCUCCAGGAACCACCCCUGUGACAUAUUUAUUCACAGAUCUUUCCGGAAAUUCAGUCACUCGAACAUUAAAUGUGAAGGUGAAUGUGCUAGAUAAUUCUUUUCCAACAGCAGACAGAACUGAUCCUUUUGUCACUAGCUUCCCUGAAGACAUCAGUGUGACUGUUCCCUUUGGCACUCCAAACACAACAGUGACCUGGGCUGAGCCAACAACAAAUGACAAUUUGGGAACUGUCAUCUCAAGCAAGACAAUAGAAUCUGGAAGCCCCUUCCCAACUGGACAGACAACAGCAGUGACUUACACCUUCACUAAUUCUACAGGAAAUUCAGUCAAGAAAACCUUCCAAGUUACAGUGGUUGAACUAACUGAUACAGUAUUACCUCAGGUGACAGCUUUCCCAGAGGAUGUCUCUGUUACCAUUCCAUUUGGAAAAUCUGAUGUGUCUGUAGUUUGGCCAAAUCCAACAGUGUCCAACAACUCGGGACCAGUCAUAAUUAACUCAGACAGGCAACCGGGAAGUUUCUUUUCUCCAGGAACCACCCCUGUGACAUAUUUAUUCACAGAUCUUUCCGGAAAUUCAGUCACUCGAACAUUAAAUGUGAAGGUGAAUGUGCUAGCAGACAGAACUGAUCCUUUUGUCACUAGCUUCCCUGAAGACAUCAGUGUGACUGUUCCCUUUGGCACUCCAAACACAACAGUGACCUGGGCUGAGCCAACAACAAAUGACAAUUUGGGAACUGUCAUCUCAAGCAAGACAAUAGAAUCUGGAAGCCCCUUCCCAACUGGACAGACAACAGCAGUGACUUACACCUUCACUAAUUCUACAGGAAAUUCAGUCAAGAAAACCUUCCAAGUUACAGUGGUUGAACUAACUGAUACAGUAUUACCUCAGGUGACAGCUUUCCCAGAGGAUGUCUCUGUUACCAUUCCAUUUGGAAAAUCUGAUGUGUCUGUAGUUUGGCCAAAUCCAACAGUGUCCAACAACUCGGGACCAGUCAUAAUUAACUCAGACAGGCAACCGGGAAGUUUCUUUUCUCCAGGAACCACCCCUGUGACAUAUUUAUUCACAGAUCUUUCCGGAAAUUCAGUCACUCGAACAUUAAAUGUGAAGGUGAAUGUGCUAGAUAAUUCUUUUCCAACAGCAGACAGAACUGAUCCUUUUGUCACUAGCUUCCCUGAAGACAUCAGUGUGACUGUUCCCUUUGGCACUCCAAACACAACAGUGACCUGGGCUGAGCCAACAACAAAUGACAAUUUGGGAACUGUCAUCUCAAGCAAGACAAUAGAAUCUGGAAGCCCCUUCCCAACUGGACAGACAACAGCAGUGACUUACACCUUCACUAAUUCUACAGGAAAAUCAGUCACGAAAACCUUCCAAGUUACGGUGGUUGAACUGAGUUGUAGUUCCCGAGUCAAGCGACUGACUGAGCUCUCUCUCUAA